Messenger RNA from Metarhizium brunneum ARSEF 3297, 1242 nucleotides. RefSeq names its product Mating-type switching protein swi10 (gene swi10). Gene Ontology annotation, molecular function: damaged DNA binding; single-stranded DNA binding. Gene Ontology annotation, biological process: mitotic recombination; UV-damage excision repair. The record is from RefSeq and is a predicted model, not a curated record. Gene Ontology annotation, cellular component: nucleus; ERCC4-ERCC1 complex; nucleotide-excision repair factor 1 complex. NCBI's taxonomy places the organism in Eukaryota, Fungi, Ascomycota, Sordariomycetes, Hypocreales, Clavicipitaceae.
AUGGACGACGAUUAUGGCGCCGACGAGGCCCUCCUCGCAGCCAUGGCUGCCGCUGAUCCGGCCCAGUCCUCUCGCAGGACCGUUCAGCAGCCGGUACCCCAAAGAAUCCAACAGCCCAAGCCGCAGCGAAUGGACAAGGCACCGCCGAGCAAGACAUCCGGGAGCAAGGUUGUGCAGCCUACACCACAGGCUCUCCCGCAGAAACAAACGGGCGGAUCGACCAUCCUGGUAUCUCCUCGCCAGCGAGGAAAUCCAGUGCUGACGUCUAUACGUUCUUUGCCGUGGGAAUAUAGCGAUAUUCCAGCCGAUUAUGUCAUGGGACUCACAACCUGCGCACUAUUUUUGAGUCUCAAGUACCACCGACUCCAUCCCGAAUACAUCUACACACGCAUACGAAACCUACAAGGCAAAUACAACCUACGCAUUCUUCUCACCAUGGUGGAUAUACCCAACCACGAAGAUUGCUUACGCGAGCUCUCAAAAACCUCACUCGUGAACAAUGUCACCAUCAUCUUGUGUUGGUCGGCCGCCGAGGCCGGCCGGUACCUCGAGUUGUACAAGUCCUACGAGAACACAAGUUCCGCAGCCAUUCGUGGCCAACAAGCUUCCAGCUACGCCGAUAAGCUGGUCGACUUUGUGACGGUGCCCCGAAGCCUCAACAAGUCUGACGCCGUCGCGCUAGUGGCCAACUUUGGCAGUCUGAAAAAUGCCAUCAACGCGGAGCAGGAACAGCUUGGCAUGAUCGGUGGAUGGGGAGGCGUCAAAGUCAAGAGGUGGUCUGCUGCAAUCGAGGAGCCCUUCCGGGCAAAGAAGGCGGCCAGGCGGGGUUUGCAGCCGUCCAAAACCGGAGCCCAGCAGGCAAGCACAAGUGCGGACGGUCAGCACGCAGAUCGGACCUCGCGGCUGGAGGAAGCCGUGCCGCUUUCGAGAGUGCCUCUCAGAGAUAUGCCUGCCGUGGGCACCGGCUCUGGUGCCCCCUCCGCCGCAAAGGGGACGCCAGAUGGAGGCUUAUCGAGCGGAUCUGCUCCAAAGCAGUUCCAGUUCCUGGAUGACGAUGUUGAGAACGAGGACGACGAUGCGGAAGAGGCUUUUAUGGCUGCUGCUAUUGAAGAUUCGAGAAGGACUUCACAGCCAACCGGGGGAAACUCCAACUCGGGCCGGACAGCCGGUGCGGAGAAGAUGGACGAUGGGUUGAGUGGUGGCGUUGCAGCAGCUCUCGCCAAACUGCGCGAAAAUGGCUGA